Colletotrichum lupini is the source of this 543-nucleotide messenger RNA. RefSeq lists its product as uncharacterized. NCBI's taxonomy places the organism in Eukaryota, Fungi, Ascomycota, Sordariomycetes, Glomerellales, Glomerellaceae. The record is from RefSeq and is a predicted model, not a curated record. Bases 1 to 543 code for a protein of 180 amino acids. The transcript is spliced from 8 exons.
AUGAGUGAGAUUAUUCCUCGCCCGUGUUUGGCGGUAGCGUACGAAGAGAGGCCAUUUUUCGUGCGAUACUGGCUAGAAGGCACCUUGGCCAGUUCCAAAAUGCAAGGGGUCCUGCGGGCACCAAAUCAGCAGAUUCCGUUGACCACCAUGGGCCCGGAGUUUGUUGAUCCUGGCAGAUCAAGGCCUUUGAGGCGGUUGAAGAAGGAAGGCGGGAAGAGUACUGAAGUUUACAGGGAGGGAUCUUGCGGUGGCUUGCUGCUUCGGUUCAUUGCUCUUGGACAUAUAGUCCAAGCAAAUACUGAACUCGCGCUCAAUCAAAGUAGAAUCCACAAGAUCUCGGCCAGAAGUAUUACAGUCACCUUGGUCGCAAGCUCGGGGGUCAACAAUAUCACGCUCAUAGCCUACUCGACGACAGGCUACGAGUUCGAGUUCGAUUCCCAGCAUGUGCACCAAGAAAUGUGGCCUGCCAAGAUAGCACUGAGAUUGAAUAGCCCCGGCCAGCAAAACAGGCCAGCGGCUCACGAUGGCAUCACGUCCUAUUGA